GAGGGUGAGGAGAUGGAGAAUGAUGAUUCUAAGUUAGGGUUUUGGGAAGCUUUUGACAAUGUUGGUGGUGAAGGGAAGGAGUUUGGGUCGCAAGUGAAUGAUGAGAGAGCAAACAGGAGGGAGAAUAACAAGAGGUUUGACUUUGAUGGCGAGAAAAGCCAUGAUCUUUUGCAGCGGAUAACUGACGUGGAGUCAAGAUGUCCCACUACUGGUGGUAGUGAAAUUCAGGGCCUGAAAGUGGAUGUUAAUUUGAAUUUGGGGUUGGGUGAUGAGCCUUCAUCUUCAACAUCGACAGCCAUUGCUAUGGGAAGAGAGAAUUGCUUGGGUGAUACUCAGAAUAAACGACCAAAAGUUCAUUCUUUUUCUCUGGAUUGGAGCACUAGUUUCGAAAAUGAAAUUCAUUACUUUGCUCCUGUGCAUGAGGAGAUUGGUGAUGAGGUUGUGCCUGAUUCUACUAUUGCUGGGGAUGAUGCUGGAAAAAAUAGUGACUCCUUAAAAAUGGGAGACUCGUUAGAAGUUCGCAUGGAUCUUACUGAUGACUUGUUGCAUAUGGUCUUCUCUUUCUUGGAUCACGUUGAUCUUUGUCAUGCAGCAAGAGUUUGUAAACAGUGGAGGGAUGCAAGUUCUCAUGAAGAUUUCUGGCGUUAUUUGAAUUUUGAGAAUCGACCCAUCUCUGUGCAACAAUUUGAGGACAUGUGUCAACGAUAUCCAAAUGCUACUGCAGUAAAUGUUUAUGGUACUCCUGCUAUACAUCAACUCGGAAUGAAAGCAGUCUCUUCAUUAAGAAAUCUUGAGGUUUUGACUUUGGGCAAAGGCCAGUUAGGCGAAACUUUUUUCCAAGCCCUAACUGAUUGCCAUAUGUUGAGGACUUUAACAGUGAAUGACACUACAUUGGGUAAUGGCAUUCAGGAAAUACCCAUUUAUCAUGAUAGAUUGCAUGAGCUUCAGAUAGUGAAAUGCCGUGUGCUCCGUGUUUCCAUCAGGUGCCCACAGCUUGAAACCUUGUCUCUAAAGCGGAGUAGUAUGCCACACGUUGUUCUCAAUUGUCCGCUUUUGCAUGAACUUGAUAUAGCUUCUUGCCAUAAGCUUUCGGAUGCCGCAAUUCGUUCAGCAGCAACAUCAUGCCCACUCUUGGAAUCCUUGGAUAUGUCAAAUUGUUCAUGCGUUAGUGACGAGACACUACGAGAAAUAGCUAUGUCUUGUGGAAAUCUCCGUUUUCUUGAUGCUUCAUACUGCCAAAACAUCUCUCUUGAAUCCGUGAGACUGCCAAUGUUGACAGUUCUGAAGCUUCACAGUUGUGAGGGUAUUACAUCGGCUUCUAUGGCUGCUAUAGCUCAUAGUUAUAUGCUAGAGGUUCUUGAGCUUGAUAAUUGCAGUUUAUUGACAUCAGUGUCUUUGGAUCUUCAGCGCCUGAAGAACAUAAGGCUUGUACACUGCCGCAAAUUUGUUGAUUUAAAUUUAAGAAGCAGUGUGCUGUCAUCAAUUACUGUUUCCAAUUGUCCUUCUCUCCAGAGAAUCAGUAUUACAUCAAAUGCCCUUAAAAAAUUAUUUUUGCAAAAGCAAGAAAGUUUGACCAUGUUAGAGUUGCAAUGCCAUUGCUUGGAGGAAGUAGACCUUACUGAAUGUGAAUCUUUGACAAAUUCCAUUUGUGAAGUUUUCAGUAGCACCGGAGGCUGUCCUGUACUGAGAUCAUUGGUGCUUGAUAAUUGCGAGAACUUGACAGCAGUGAGCUUCUGCAGUACUUCUCUUGUUAAUCUUUCACUUGCUGGUUGUCGUGCAAUAACUUCCGUUGAUGUCACUUGCCCUUAUCUUGAGCAGAUAUCAUUAGAUGGUUGUGAUCAUCUUGAGAGAGCAACAUUUUCACCUGUUGGUCUUAGGUCCUUGAAUUUGGGAAUAUGUCCCAAAUUAAAUGUACUCCAUAUUGAAGCGCCACGCAUGGUUUCUCUUGAAUUGAAGGGAUGUGGUGUAUUAUCUGAGGCAUUCAUUGAAUGCCCGCUUCUGGCAUCUCUGGAUGCAUCUUUUUGCAGCCAACUCAAGGAUGAUUGUUUAUCAGCUACAACAUCAUCAUGCCCGCUUAUUGAAUCCUUGGUAUUAAUGUCAUGCCCCUCCAUUGGCGCUGAUGGACUUGCAUCUUUGAACUGCCUUCGAAGCUUGACCUACCUCGAUCUAUCCUACACCUUUUUGGUUAAUUUGCAGCCUGUUUAUGACUCCUGUUUUCAUUUGAAGGUUCUAAAAUUGCAAGCAUGCAAGUAUCUUUGUGAUACAUCCUUGGAGCCUCUCUACAAAGGCAAUGCUCUCCCAGUGCUCUGCGAACUGGACUUGUCCUACGGGACACUCUGCCAGUCAGCAAUAGAGGAGUUGCUUGCUUGCUGUCAACAUUUAACUCAUGUCAGCUUGAAUGGUUGUGUCAACAUGCAUGACUUGGAUUGGGGUUCUCGAAUUGAGAGGCUGUCUGCCACGAGCACUUUUCAUGGGUCGCAUGAAUCACCUUCUCUUGGAAAUGUCGUCAUGCCUCAAUUCCAAGCCAACCGGUUGUUGCAGAACCUGAACUGUGUUGGGUGUCCGAAUAUCAAGAAGGUGGUUAUUCCUCCUACAGCGAGAUGUUUCCAUUUAUCAUCAUUAAACCUUUCUCUGUCUUCGAACUUGAAGGAAGUUGACAUAUCAUGUUGCAAUUUGUUUAUUCUGAAUUUAAGCAAUUGCAACUCCUUGGAAAUAUUGACGCUCGACUGUCCAAGGUUGACCAGUCUUUUUCUUCAGUCCUGUAAUAUCAAUGAGGAAGCUAUGGAGGCAGCCAUAAUGGGAUGUAACAUGCUUGAGACGCUUGACAUUCGGUUCUGUCCAAAGAUAUCGCCAUUGAGCAUGGGAAUGAUUCGCGCAGUAUGCCCGAGUUUGAAGCGCAUCUUCAGCAGCUUAGCACCAACAUGAUGCUCAUCAAGUUGAAGCAUUGGCUGAACAAGUUGUUUGGAUUUAUAGAGAACUAGCAGCAUGUGAACCAUUUGCACCAUUCUCUUGUAUAUGGUGAAUGUGUACCGACUCUUGUUUCAAUUAUUAGUGCUUGAAAUAGGUUGUCUGAUGUAAGAAAUAUGGAAAAAUUGUUUUCACAGCAUAUCUCUUAUGCAUGUCAUUUUUAGGAAGGCCUGCUCACUACUGCCUAUAAGCUACCUGUAGGGGGUUCCGUGAGAUGGUAGGGAACGUUGGCUCUGUUGUACCAAAGCAGAAUUUAUGUGAAAUUGACCUAUUGAUAAAUUUUCUUGAUCUUGGUAUGUAGUAAGUGUAACCUUUUGAUA
Molecule: messenger RNA, 3287 nt
Organism: Sesamum indicum (sesame)
Lineage: Eukaryota; Viridiplantae; Streptophyta; Magnoliopsida; Lamiales; Pedaliaceae
Product: F-box/LRR-repeat protein 15
Molecular function (GO): protein binding
Source: RefSeq, a predicted model, not a curated record